CUCUCCUUCCUUGCUCAUCGUCGGUCUCCGGCGACAGAAUUGAUCGGUUCUUGUUUUAAUUCUCCGCAGCGAUUAUGCUUCGUUUCGCCGUUCUUCUUCUUCUUCUUGUUCUUUUCCUGUGCUGUUGUUUCCAUGGAGGGGAGGGCGCGACGUUCACAUUUGUGAACAAGUGCGGCGAGACAGUGUGGCCGGGGAUUCUCUCCAACGCCGGUAGGCCCCGGCUGCAGACCACGGGCUUCGAGCUGGCCUCCUCCGCGUCUCGCGCCGUCGUGGCCCCCGGCGGCUGGUCCGGCCGGUUCUGGGCCCGCACCGGCUGCUCUGCCGGUGGCAGCUCCGGAGGCUGGAGCUGCGCCACCGGGGACUGCGGCUCCGGCCGCGUGGAGUGCGACGGUGCCGGAGCCGCCCUGCCGACGACGCUAGCGGAGUUCACCCUGGCGUCGGCGGCGGCGGGGCGGGAUUUCUACGACGUCAGCCUGGUGGACGGCUACAACCUGCCGGUGCUGGUGGAGGCCAGCGAUGGCCAGGGGUGCCCCGCAGCCGGCUGCCUGGUCGACGUGGGCCAGCGCUGCCCGGCGGAGCUGCGGGUGGCGGGGCAAGGCGGCGCGUGCCGCAGUGCCUGCGACGCCUUCGGCAAGCCGGAGUACUGCUGCAGCGGCGCCUUCGCCAGCUCGGCCACCUGCCGGCCGACCGUCUACUCGCAGGUCUUCAAGGCGGCGUGCCCCAAUUCCUACAGCUACGCCUUCGACGACCCCACCAGUAUCUUCACUUGCUCCGGCGGCGCAGACUACACCAUCACCUUCUGCCCUGUUUCCGUUCCAAGCGUGAAGUCAUCAAGAAAUUCUUCUUCCUUGCCGUCAUCAACUUUCGCAACAACUAGCAGCGGCAGUAGUUCGACGUCAACGUCAAGGCCGGCGGACGGCAUGAUGCUCGGCGGCGACGAUCCUUGGCUCGCAAAUCUGGCCACCGACGACGCAAUCCCCUCGGCGAACAGCCUCUCGUUCUUGUGCCACGCAUUAAUCCUCGCCACAACGGCGUGCGUGGCUCGAUUUCUGCUGCUGUAGGCGAUCUGAUUCAACUGUUCAUGUAUCACAUUAACAGGAGAAAUGUAUCAGAUUCUUUUAAAAAAAUUAAUCAAAAAUCAAAAGGGUCGCCGCUC
Molecule: messenger RNA, 1156 nt
Organism: Zingiber officinale
Lineage: Eukaryota; Viridiplantae; Streptophyta; Magnoliopsida; Zingiberales; Zingiberaceae
Product: thaumatin-like protein 1
Exons: 3
Coding region: 75-1061 (328 amino acids)
Biological process (GO): defense response
Cellular component (GO): extracellular region
Source: RefSeq, a predicted model, not a curated record